Penicillium egyptiacum is the source of this 711-nucleotide messenger RNA. Lineage: Eukaryota; Fungi; Ascomycota; Eurotiomycetes; Eurotiales; Aspergillaceae. The record is from the annotation of a GenBank genome assembly.
AUGUCCUCCCCAAAGAUCAUCCUCUACACCAGCCGCCUCUGCCCCUGGGCCCAUCGCGCACACGUUGCCCUCAAGGAAAUCGGCCUCGACUACGAAGAAGUCACGAUCGACCUGAGUACACCGCGCGAGCCGUGGUAUCUUGAGAUCAACCCGCGCGGCCUCGUCCCCACCAUCUCCUACAACGGAACCAUAAUAGCUGAAUCCGGCAUCGUCGCGCAAUUCCUCGCAGACGCCCACCAAAGCCACCUCCUACCCCCAUCCUCACCAACCGAAAACGCCCUGUACCGCGCUCGUCUCUCCUUCUUCGUCGAUGCCUUCUUCAGCAAAGUGCUACCUUCUUUAUUCGCCAGUAUUCGCGCCGCUGAUGAUGCCGAGCGCGAUGCCGCCGCCGAGCAGCUGGUCGCUGCUGUCGUGAAGGAGGUUGAGCCGCUUCUGGCCGACACGGAGGGCAAAGGCCCGUUCUUUGGUGGUAGUGAGAAAUUGACACUGGCGGAGGUUCAGGCGGGCUCGUUCUUGUUGAGGAUUUUGAGCUUCGCUAAGCCUGAGCAUGGUCUUGUUUCGGCUAAGUUGCCCGCUUUGCUAGAGCAGGUUCCGAGGUUUAAGCGCUGGGCUGAGGCGACGGCUGCGCAUGACAGUGUUAAUUUCAUUUAUGAUGAGAAGCUUGUGGCGGAUAAGAUGAGGGCUAAGUUUGCGCCGGCGCCGAAGGUUUAG